AUGGUUGACGACAAAGGUCCAAUGAUCAUUGCGGUCUGCUGGACCUUUACCGCCCUUGGCCUCAUAUUCGUCGGUGGACGGCUGUUCGUCCGGGCCACUGUGCACAGAAAGCUAUUCAGCGAUGACUACUGGAUCAUUCUCUCAUCUGCCUGCGCCAUCCUUUCGAACGCACUGGUGACAAUCUCAGUCGGGUGGGGAAACGGCAAACGCUUCACGGUUCUCGAUCUAGAGCAAAAGCAGAACACGGUCAAAUGGAUGAUAGCGGCUUACGUGCCCGGGAUCGAAACUCUCGGCUUCCCAAAGCUAGCCGUCAUUGCGCUUCUCACCCGCUUGCUGGCGCCGGGCAAGCUUCACCUCCGGGUACUCUGGUCGAUGGGAAUCAUAUGCUGUCUCUCACUGACAGCCAUGGUUUUGACACUUCUGCUGCAAUGUACGCCACCUAGAGCUCUGUGGACUUUUUCGCUGCCGCGAAACUGCUUAGACCCAAAGGUUCUGGAAGGAUUGGCUUUCUGGGCUAGCUCAUUUUCUGCCUUUCUUGAUUUCUACUUGGCUGUAUAUCCAGCAGUGGUGCUCUGGAAGUUGCAGAUGCGGUUCCAGAAGAAGCUGGCGCUCACGUGCGCUCUUGGAAUGGGCAUUAUCUCCGGAUGUGCUGGUAUCGUGAAGGCUACAGGUGUACCAACCCUUUCGAGCCAAGAUGUCAGCUACGAUUUAUGUGAUCCGCUGUAUUGGACGUCUAUUGAGGGGAACCUCAUCAUCAUCGCGGCUUGCAUCCCGAUUCUGCAACCCAUCCUCGAGAUGUUCAAAGGACGCGGCAUCUGGUCUCUCGACAAGAAGUCGGGCAGCUACCAAUACAACAGCCACAGCAAGAAAAGCGCACACCAUCAGCAGCAGCAACCGCAGCAAGACUCGAUCGAAUUAAGGAGUAAACCUAGGAAAAAAGUUGAUGUUUACGGGUUCACGAUGCACGCCAAGGAAGACAGUGAAGAGAGCAUUGUAAAUCCAGGAAAGAAUGCGGAGACGUCCUCUUCUGGGCGCCAGAGUGAUACGUAUCCCGAGAGCGAGGACAAGAUUGUCAAGAGUAGCACCGUCACUAUAACAUACGAUCAGGGAGAAGAGGGACCAACUUCAGCAGCAACGCGAUGGGCUGCAAUUUGA
Molecule: messenger RNA, 1155 nt
Organism: Colletotrichum scovillei
Lineage: Eukaryota; Fungi; Ascomycota; Sordariomycetes; Glomerellales; Glomerellaceae
Exons: 6
Coding region: 1-1155 (384 amino acids)
Source: RefSeq, a predicted model, not a curated record